Oncorhynchus masou masou (cherry salmon) is the source of this 564-nucleotide messenger RNA. RefSeq names its product gamma-crystallin M2-like. Lineage: Eukaryota; Metazoa; Chordata; Actinopteri; Salmoniformes; Salmonidae. The transcript has a single exon. Gene Ontology annotation, molecular function: structural constituent of eye lens. Gene Ontology annotation, biological process: lens development in camera-type eye; visual perception. The coding region runs from base 1 to 564 and encodes 187 amino acids. The record is from RefSeq and is a predicted model, not a curated record.
AUGCCCAACAUGAACAGCAGGAUCGUCUUCUACGAGGACAGGAACUUCAUGGGCCGCUCCCAUGAGUGCAGCACCGACUGCCCUGACAUGUCCUCCUUCCUGAGCCGCUGCCAGUCCUGCAAGGUUGAGGGUGGCUGCUUCAUGCUGUAUGACCGCCCCAACUACAUGGGAAACCAGUACUUCAUGAGGAAGGGAGAGUACGCUGACUACCACAUGAUGGGAAUGGCCAAUGGUAUGAGGUCCUGCCGCAUGAUCCCUAUGCACAGGGGAUCUUACAGGAUGAAGAUCUACGAGAGAGAGAGCUUCGGCGGUCAGAGCCACGAGAUCAUGGAGGACUGUGACAACAUCAUGGAUCGUUACCACAUGUCCAGCUGUAUGUCCUGCAACAUCCAGGACGGCCACUGGCUCAUGUAUGAGAUGCCCCACUUCAGAGGCAGGAUGAUGUUCAUGAGGCCUGGAGAGUACAGGCACUUCAGCAUGGGUAUGGGAAGCAUGGGUGGCAUGGGCGGCAUGGGUGGCAUGAGGUUCCAGAGCAUGAGGCGUAUCAACGAGUCCUGGUACUAG